GAAAAGGAAAUUGUAGGCAGCAAAAACACGGGCCACGCGAAAAUGGCACACUUCCAUGGAUCUGUGAGAUCUGUUGCUGCUUGAAAUAUUCGAUUCGGCUCUCCAAUUGCAUCAGAAUGCUCUACUCUCAGAUCUCAUUCCAUUCUGAAUCCAGUUCCUAUGUCUAUUAAGCUAGAUCUGGAACUCAGACCAAGGAAUCGACGGUGAAAAGAUGUAUAUGGCAUACGGAUGGCCGCAGGUGAUCCCCCUGGAACAGGGAUCCUGUCCUUCCUCGCAGCGGAUCGUUUACCUGAAAGUCAUCAACCGCCUCUUGCUCGUCGUCUUGCCGUCUCAUAUCGAGCUCUGGAGCUCAUCGCAGCAUAGAGUGAGGUUGGGCAAGUACAAGAGGGAUGCUGAUUCGGUGAAAAGAGAGGGUGAGAAUUUGCAAGCCGCGUGGAGUCCUGAUGCCAAAUUGAUCGCCGUUCUUACAUCAUCUUUCUUUCUUCACAUUUUCAAGAUCCAGUUCAUAGAGAAAAAAAUACAGGUAGGAGGGAAGCAACCCUCUGGUCUGUUUCUUGCAACUAUAACUCGUGUUCUGAAUGAGCAAGUCCCUUUUGCUGAAAAGGAUUUGACAUUGAGCAAUAUCAUCUGCGAUAGCAAACACAUGCUACUUGGUCUGUCCAAUGGGUCUUUAUACAGUAUCUCUUGGAAAGGAGAGUUCUGUGGGGCUUUUGAACUUGAUCCCUUUCCAUGUGAUAGCAGUGAAGUCAUUGCAUCAUCGAAUUUUAUGGGUAAUGGUGUUGCUUCUGGAGAGGAGCCUUCAGGAGAUUUUGCCUCCAAUCAUAGAAACUCCAGAAAGUCUGCUAUAAUCCAGCUGGAGCUUUGCAUUCCAAUGAGGUUACUUGUAGUGCUAUAUUCUGAUGGAUAUCUGGUUUUAUGCUCUGUGAGCAAGAAAGGUUUAAAGCAACUUGAAUCAAUUAAGGCUGAGAAAAGUUUGGGUUCUGGUGAUGCUGUAUGUACUUCCAUUGCUUCAGAUCAGCAAAUUCUUGCAGUUGGUACCAGUAGAGGAGUUGUUGAGUUGUAUGACCUAGCAGAAUCAGCAUCACUUAUUCGUACUGUUUCUUUGUCUGACUGGGGAUACACAAUGGAUGACACUGGUUCUGUAAAUUGUAUUGCAUGGACACCUGAUAAUGCUGCUUUUGCAGUAGGGUGGAAGUUAAGGGGACUUACAGUUUGGUCGGUUUCUGGAUGUCGUUUGAUGUCGACAAUCCGUCAAAUUGGUUUGGGUUCUGUUUCUUCUCCAGUAGUUAAGCCAAGCCAGGAUUGUAAAUAUGAACCAUUGAUGGGUGGUACCUCACUAAUGCAGUGGGAUGAAUAUGGGUAUAGGCUCUAUGCUAGUGAAGAAGGAUGCUUGGAGAGAAUUCUUGCAUUUUCUUUUGGUAAGUGUUGCCUAAGUAGAGGAGUAUCAGGCACAACAUAUGUCCGUCAAGUCAUUUAUGGUGAGGACAGGUUGCUUGUUGUGCAGUCUGAAGAUACUGAUGAACUUAAAAUGCUACACCUAAACCUUCCAGUUUCCUAUAUCUCCCAAAACUGGCCUGUUCAACACGUGGCAGCAAGCAAGGAUGGGAUGUACUUAGCAGUUGCUGGUCUUCAUGGGUUAAUUUUAUAUGAUAUACGGGUGAAGAAGUGGCGAGUAUUUGGAGAUAUUACUCAGGAGCAAAAGAUUCAGUGCAAGGGUUUGUUAUGGCUUGGGAAGAUUGUUGUUGUUUGCAACUAUAUUGAUUCUUCUAACACGUAUGAGUUGCUUUUCUACCCAAGAUAUCAUCUUGACCAGAGCUCGCUACUCUGUCGGAAACCAUUGCUUGCGAAGCCAUUAGUGAUGGAUGUCUAUCAAGAUUAUAUACUGGUCACUUAUCACCCUUUUGAUGUCCACAUAUUCCAUGUCAAAUUAUUUGGUGAAUUGACACCUUCUAGUACUCCAGAUCUACAGCUUUCUACAGUACGAGAACUGUCAAUCAUGACAGCGAAGAGCCAUCCUGCAGCAAUGCGUUUUAUUCCUGAUCAAAUACCAAGAGAUGGCGCCCCAGAGAAUCACAUUUCAUCCCCAGAAUUGCUAGUUGGAGAGCCUGCAAGAUGUUUGAUAUUGAGAACAAAUGGAGAGCUUUCGCUUCUUGAUUUGGAUGAUGGAAGAGAGAGGGAGCUUACUGAUUCUGUGGAGUUAUUUUGGGUAACUUGUGGUCAAUCAGAGGAGAAAACAAAUCUAAUUGAUGAUGUCUCUUGGUUGGACUAUGGUCAUCGAGGAAUGCAGGUUUGGUAUCCAUCUCCAGGUGUUGAUCCAUUUAAGCAGGAGGAUUUCUUGCAGUUGGAUCCGGAGCUUGAAUUUGAUCGUGAAGUGUAUCCUUUGGGGCUUCUCCCAAAUGCUGGUGUUGUUGUUGGUGUUUCUCAAAGAAUGUCAUUUUCAGCAUCCACUGAGUUUCCAUGUUUUGAGCCAACUCCUCAAGCUCAAACUAUAUUGCAUUGCCUACUUAGACACCUCCUUCAGAGGGACAAAAGUGAGGAGGCUGUACAGUUGGCCCAAUUAUCAGCAGAAAAGCCUCACUUUUCACAUUGCAUGGAGUGGCUGCUUUUCACUGUUUUUGAUGCUGAGAUUUCAAGGCGAAAUAUAAACAAGAAUCAGAACUCAGUAUCCAAACAUUCUACUAAUGUCUCUCUUUUGGAGAAGACCUGUGAUCUGAUCAGAAAUUUUCCGGAGUACGUUGAUGUGGUUGUAAGUGUUGCAAGAAAAACUGAUGGCCGGCACUGGUCACAUUUGUUCUCUGCUGCUGGAAGAUCAACAGAGUUGUUUGAGGACUGCUUUCAGAGGAGAUGGUAUCGCACUGCAGCUUGUUAUAUACUUGUAAUUGCUAAACUUGAAGGUCCUGCUGUCAGUCAGUAUUGUGCUUUGCGUUUGUUGCAGGCAACACUUGAUGAAUCCUUAUAUGAACUUGCUGGAGAGCUGGUGAGGUUCUUGAUGAGAUCUGGAAGAGAAUAUGAACAAGCGUCUACUGAUUCAGACAAACCACAAUCUCCUAGAUUUCUGGGCUAUCUUCUUUUUGGUUCUACUUACAAGAGGCCAUCCCUGGAUAAAAGCACUUCACUGAAGGAGCAGAGUGCCCACAUUGCUUCUGUCAAGAACAUAUUAGAAAAUCAUGCCAGCUAUUUGAUGUCAGGGAAAGAACUUUCCAAGCUUGUUGCAUUUGUCAAGGGCACUCAGUUUGAUUUGGUGGAGUAUCUUCAACGAGAAAGAUAUGGUAGUGCUCGGCUGGAGAAUUUUGCAUCAGGGCUUGAACUGAUAGGGCAAAAGCUUCAAAUGGGUACACUACAGAGCCGGCUUGAUGCAGAAUUCCUCUUGGCUCAUAUGUGUUCUGUCAAGUUCAAGGAAUGGAUAGUUGUCCUGGCCACUCUUUUGAGACGUUCUGAGGUUCUUUUUGAUCUUUUCCGGCAUGAUGCGCGGUUAUGGAAGGCAUAUGGCAUGACCUUACAGUCACAUCCUUCAUUUGCGGAAUACCAAGAUUUGCUUGAUGUCUUGGAAGAGAAACUUUCUUCUGUUGCGAGUUCGGAAGAUCAAUGAAAUGAGACGAUGCUAUGGAUCUUCUAGGUGACAUUACGAUGCCUCAGGCAAAUACAUCUGUUGAGGCAUGCCUCUUUACCGCGAACAGAUUUCAGUAAAAAACCCAUCAGCGACCCAGCGUCUGUUUAAUUAAUCAGUCAAGAGACUCAAGUGGAAGAUAGACGCUGGAGAUCGAGGCAUGCAAAUCAUUAGCCAUUAAACCGUUAGAAUCACUGAAAUUGUUCUUUGUAGAUAAGGAAGCCAAGCUUUUUAGGAUCGGGCAGAGACAUGUAUUUCAGAGGUACUUUUCUGACAGUUUUCAAAACAUAUUGUAUAAUGGGUUUUUGGCUGUAUAAAUUACUAGCUGUUAAUAAAGUAGUUUGUCCAAAAAAACUUUAUGGUGGACUUUAGAAUUUAGAGAUUUUUUAGUACUCAAGUAAAUUUUAUUUUUAUUU
Messenger RNA from Rubroshorea leprosula, 4023 nucleotides. Lineage: Eukaryota; Viridiplantae; Streptophyta; Magnoliopsida; Malvales; Dipterocarpaceae. The record is from the annotation of a GenBank genome assembly.